CGGUGCACUCCACAUAUCCAGAUUCAUCAACUAACUUGGACGGUAACAGGAUGUUUAUUAAUCACUUUCAUCAGAAACCCAACCAAUAUCAUCUCUUUGGUCAACAAAUCAUCAUAGGUGGGGAGGAGGGAAAAGAAAUGCAAAAGAGGACGCUUUAAGUAAAGCCAAGUAGAUAAAGAGAAAGAAGAUGAGGAAGCUAAAGUCACUCCUAAAAGAAACAACAGUGGAAAGUACACCGCAACCUCCAUCUCCUCCUCUUCUUUGCUUCCCUUGCCCUCUAAGCCCUCUUUCCUUAGACUCCUCAUCUGUGCACCUACUCAUCUCUCAUUUCUCUUGCAAAGCAUGCCUAUGUUGAUAGCAUGUGAAUUAUGGAAACACCAUACAUAAGCUGUUCCAGAUUUUAGUGGCCAUAAAAUUUUGGACAUGGGAUCUGUGGGGAGGCCAAGUUCCUGGGCACCAUAUGAUACUUACAGGGAUUGUUCACAAGGAAUUUGCAGCAUAUAUUGUCCUCAAUGGUGCUACAUAAUCUUCCCUCCUCCUCCUCCUCUUGGAAAUGAUGAUGGCUCAGGCACCACAUUCUCCCCUCUAAUUAUAGCAAUCCUCGGUAUAUUGGCGAGCGCCUUCCUUCUAGUGAGCUACUAUACCAUUGUCACCAGAUAUUGCAGAAGAAGAAGAUCAAGAAAUUCAAACAUUGAGUUUGAAGCUCACCAUGAUGAAGUGACUCAUGACCAAUGGCAGGUUGCUACAACUGGUUUAGACGAGGCACUUAUCAAGUCUAUAACAGUUUUCAGGUAUAAGAAAGGCGAUGGAUUGGUGGAAGGGACGGAAUGUGCAGUGUGUUUAAAUGAGUUUCAGGAAGAUGAAAGCCUCAGAUUGUUGCCAAAAUGUUGUCAUGCUUUUCACCUUCCUUGUAUUGAUGCAUGGUUGAAAUCUCACUCCAAUUGUCCUCUUUGCCGUGCCAACGUAAAUCCUGCUAUUCCAACCCUGCCUCCUCCGGCUCCUCCAAGUUCUCAAACUUCCUUGACCACCCUCAACAUAUCUUCCCUCGAAAUCCAGAGACAAAAUGAUCUGAUAUUCGUGGUAGAGGAUCAUCAAGAAAGGAGUACUCAUCAAGAAGAAGUUUCUAUUAGCCUCGUUUCAGAUGUUCUUUUUAAGGAUGCUCUCCAAUUUGACAAUGAGUCGGAAAAUGUUGACUCCAGAAACUGCAUAAUUGGUGACCGAGAAGAUGCAAGACAAUUCAGAAGAUCGAUGUCCUUAGGUACAUUUUCUCGUCGGCGCAAUCUUCCGGUUGCUGAUAGCCUGAGAACCAAUGAACAUGAUCGAGAAGACUCAGACGGUGGGAUCGGAAUUGGUUCUUCAAAAGGGAUGCAGGAGGGACAAAGCAAGCAAAAAGAUAGAAGCAAAGACUGCGAUUUAGCAGCAAGAGUUCCUGCUGUAAUGAAGAGAUCUUUUUCCACAGGAAGAUUCAAUUUUACAAGGCAAGAUAAAGGCAAGAAUCAUAUCAUUCCCAGCUAAAACUGCUAGCUCUUGUGAAUACUAAUUUCUUUAAUCUACAGUUCCAAAGAUUGUUCAAAUUCACCAAAAUAUGAAAAUUAACAAGUUGUUAAUUCUCUUUGAUAAACUAAGCUACAUUAUACAUCAUAAAUGUCUGUUUUCCCAAAUAGUUUAUAUGCUUUUGUCAAAUUAUCUUUCAAUGAUGAAGAAAUCUCACUCCUUGAUAACACAACAGUUUCUUGAUACACUGGAAGAGGUUGGCCAGCUUCUACUAAGACAGUUUUGAAACCAAACAACAAUAAUCUAUUGCACAAGUGAACUGCACCAAUCCAUUCCAAAGCUAUGGAAUAUUGUAUUUGUUUGGUAAACUACUUCUUGAUUUGUCUAUUU
Messenger RNA from Coffea arabica (coffee), 1884 nucleotides. RefSeq names its product RING-H2 finger protein ATL52-like. The record is from RefSeq and is a predicted model, not a curated record. Gene Ontology annotation, molecular function: transferase activity. Gene Ontology annotation, biological process: protein ubiquitination. NCBI's taxonomy places the organism in Eukaryota, Viridiplantae, Streptophyta, Magnoliopsida, Gentianales, Rubiaceae.